Messenger RNA from Hirsutella rhossiliensis, 2592 nucleotides. RefSeq names its product mitochondrial inner-membrane-bound regulator. Gene Ontology annotation, cellular component: mitochondrial inner membrane. The transcript has 4 exons. The record is from RefSeq and is a predicted model, not a curated record. NCBI's taxonomy places the organism in Eukaryota, Fungi, Ascomycota, Sordariomycetes, Hypocreales, Ophiocordycipitaceae. The coding region runs from base 1 to 2592 and encodes 863 amino acids.
AUGCUUUCACAGGCUUCAGUUCUGCCGCGAGUUUGCCUGUCAUGUCGACUGGGCCUCGCACUGCGCCGAGCGACGCGCCGGCCCCGUGCGACGCCCCCCUUCCCACCCCAGUCGCUACGACGAUAUUCCUCCGACUAUGCCUUCGAUUCGGCCGAAGCCUACGAGGCCAAGUUGACGGAACUGGUAAAUAAGGAAUAUUACCAUGACUUCCUCAUCAAGAAGAACCUGGAACUCGAGUCAUUGGGCAAGCCGGUCACCGCCCUGAUCAUCAAAAAUCCAAACGAGAUGCGCUCCCGCCCCACGCCCCUACCCGUGCUCGACGAGGAAGCGCCGUCCACAGGCACGCCUCUGCGAGUCGACGACGUUCUCCCCCAGGAAGAGGAGUCAGACUCGAAAACCCUGGAAGAAGCGAUCAGGAAUAUCGACGAGCUGCGUCCCAGCGACACAGACGUUCUUAGACUACGCGAGCUGGAGAACCUGGUGGGCGCGCUCUACGAAGGAUUCACCUGGGAGCAGUUGAACAGUUAUUGUGUGGCCAGGAAUCCAAAGCCCAGGUCUUGGGCAAAGGAAGCGAGCCCGUAUCCCUGGAUCGUCGAGCAGCAACCAUGGGAGGCUGUUCGGAUGGUGCAGCUGGAAAAACUGACUCCAAAGCGACAGAUCGCGGCCAAGAUCAUCACGAAACUGUGGAAUAUUGGCGUUCGGGAACAGGUCAGGGGUCCAGGAAGAACGCUGGUCUGGUUUCGGCCAUCCAUAUUCGAGCUCCUCUUUCGUCCCUCAAGCCAACUUCUGCAGACUUUGACCACCGAAUGCCUGGGCGGAUCAAAGCAGUGGAAAAUAACACCGAGCCCCAGAGACUCUCGGUUGGAGAUUUACAGCCCUAAAGCGACAGCGCGCACCAUCUUGGCACGGAUCGACGAAAUGGUUCAAUCCAUGAUGACGCGACAUGUUCCAGUCAAGCCCUUGGGAAAGGUCGACAUGUCGAGAGCGGUAUUGAAUGAGCUCGAGCGAAUUACCAACACGUUGAUUCGAUACAAAGCCAAUGACUCCGAACUCUCGAUAUCAUGGGUUGCAGACAACGCCAUGCGCCAGCCGAAUGAACCACGAGAGCAGAAGGCUUCGACUGGUCAGCGGACCCAAGAUCCCGCAGACGUCGUUUUGCUGUUACUUCUGGCACAACAGGUGAAUCCGCACCCCAGUGAAGUCGACGUCAUAUCUUCGUUCGAACGGGAACAACCCGUUGGCGGGAACACGACGUUUGUGAGCCAUCAUCGCGGAAACAGGGCUAUGCUCUGGAACGACAAGAUGCGGCAGUGGUCGAGGCGUGUCAACCCCACCUGCCGGAGGGAUUCUGCCACGCCUCUAACGCAAACUUCCAUCGUCGAUAAAAUGUCGCUGCCAAACCCUGUUAUCAAGACCAAGGAGGGCCUGUCUAUGAACCGCAUCACGGCCACCUUUGGCCAUGUCCUCCAUUCCAGGCCUGCGCCUCCGUCCAACCCCGACGGGAGGCGCCGCGUCUUGUCCCCUGUUGUUCCGCAUCCAGCAUCAUUCACCUCGGUCGGCGUCGGGAGCGACAAGCCCGUCGUCCAAUCCACUGCAAUCAUCCUCCACUUCUCCCCGGAAAACGCUCAACGUAGCCACAAAGGCAAGCGCGCACCCGCCCUUCGGCUCAAACUCCCAAUCGAUCCGGACAGCGACCUCUCAAAAUUUACCUUUCCGCCCGAUUCCACCCUAGAGGGCGUCCUCGCCCCUUGGCACAUGUCAGACGUUCUGCUGCCAGACGAGCGCGUCGACGUUCGCCUUUUUCAACAGCGGGUGCUCUCCCUUGACGCAAGCCAGCCCUCGCUCAAGGAGUUCUUGGCCACAUCCGAGUUCAAUCUUCUAGCAGGGCGGCUCAGGACGCCGACAAAGUCGUCCAAACCAGACAAGCCUAGGAAAGCUGUCAGGGGCACCAAGAGGGGAGGAUUUGACGAGCCGGCAGAGCCAUUGGCGCAACGAGGCACUGAUACCCCAUACCUGUUCGUCGGCCUGGAGAUCCACCAAAUGGUCGACCUGGAGCUCGACGGCUACACCCUCCGGUACAAUAGCAUCGAGGCCGGCCAUCAAGGCGGCCAGCGGCAAGAAAUUUCCCUUGUCGCCGAUUCCGACCUCCGCAGCGGGAAGCCCGACACGGCGGAGACGGCCAACAAGUUUCUGCAGGCGGUCGAGGACGUUGCGUUUGGGAAGCUCUUUUCCUGGCACAAGGGCAACAAAAUGGUGCAGGACCAGCGGUGCGUGGAAGAUGAGCUCGAUUGGGAGACGGUCGAGGGGGUUCCCGACGCCCACAUGGCGAUAAUGCAGCAGAUGGGUGCAGGGGAAGCUGAGCUGCCGGUGGUGGAGGAGGCUUAUCCGCUUCAGAAGCCGGCUGACGCGGGAGCAACUCGGGGUGCUGCGGAGGAGGAGCAAUCCCCGUCCCAAAGGCCUGCGGGCGCAGUGGAGGCUCUUGAGCCUGCAUCAGAGAAGGCGACUCCGUCUUCGAAGAAACCUACCGCAGCAAGGGGAGUCGAAGAUCCAGACUGGGUAACACAACUCCGCUCCAUGGUGCGCCGGGACUGA